AUGCUCACAUCUGCUGUCUUGCUUUUGGCCGCAGGCCACCUCGCCGCGGCUGUGCCUGCUGCCUCCUCAUCCUAUGCUUCUCGUCCUCCGGUUUCGACUGUUGAGCCUUCCACGGCUGCAAUCCAGUCCGCCGAGGCCACAGUGAAGCCUCUGUCUCCAAAGAGCAAUGUCAAGGGCCUUGCAUUUGACCGGUUCUACCAGGUCUGGCUCGAGAACACUGACUACUCGGCUUCGGCUGGUGACGUCAACAUGGAAUGGCUUGCCUCGCAAGGUAUCACUUUGACCAACUACUAUGCGGUCACACAUCCUUCGGAGCCAAACUACUGCGCUGCAGCGGGCGGCGACCACUUCGGGAUGGACAAUGACGACUUCCUCAGGGUCCCAGAAAACAUUGCCACUGUUGUCGACUUGCUCGACACCAAGCACAUCUCAUGGGGCGAAUACCAAGAGGAUCUCCCGUAUGCCGGAUUCCAGGGCUUCAACUACUCGAACCAGAAGACCUUUGCGAAUGACUACGUGCGCAAGCACAACCCUCUGAUCCUCUAUGAUUCCAUCACCAACAACGACACCCGCAUCAGACAGAUCAAGAGUUUCGUCGACUUCCAAAACGACAUCAAGAACAAGGCUCUUCCGCAGUGGUCGUUCAUAACACCCAACAUGACCUCUGACGCUCAUGAUACCAACAUCACCUACUCCGCCAACUGGCUGCGUAACUACUUUGAGCCUCUUCUCAAAAACGAGUACUUCAUGAACAACAGCCUUAUCCUGUUGACUUUCGACGAGAACGAGACCUACGGCAUUGCCAACAAGGUCUUCUCGAUCCUUAUUGGAGGUGCCAUCCCCGCUCACUUGAAGGGUACCACCGACAGCACCUUCUACAACCAUUACUCCACCAUCGCCUCGGUCUCUCAGAACUGGGGUCUGCCAUCCCUCGGCCGAUGGGACUGCCACGCCAACGUCUUCGAGCUGGUCGCCAACAAGACCGGCUACAAGAAUGCCAAGCUGAACAACAACGACUUGGGCCUGUACUUCAACGAGUCGUACCCCGGCCCAUUGUCGGAUGAUAAGUAUGUCUCCACCUGGCCAGUGCCUACCAACGCCUCCACCUGUGCGAACGGAAAGGGUGUCUUGCCGGCCGUCGUCAAGCAGAUCAAGGGACAGGCCGCCACCUACAACUACACCAACCCAUACCCCUAUGAUGCGUUGACCGGAAACAACGUGCAAGGCCCGCCAGCUUAG
Messenger RNA from Exophiala xenobiotica, 1239 nucleotides. RefSeq lists its product as uncharacterized. The transcript has a single exon. NCBI's taxonomy places the organism in Eukaryota, Fungi, Ascomycota, Eurotiomycetes, Chaetothyriales, Herpotrichiellaceae. The record is from RefSeq and is a predicted model, not a curated record. Gene Ontology annotation, biological process: phospholipid catabolic process. Gene Ontology annotation, molecular function: hydrolase activity, acting on ester bonds. Bases 1 to 1239 code for a protein of 412 amino acids.